CUCAGUUGCAUGGAAUUGGAAGUAUGGUGUGACACGUGGCAACGUGUGGAGGCUUGUGAUACGUGACCCUUCUCCACACCUCUUUUGAUCGCAAAGCUCCGACACCUUCGGGUCAUUUUAUAACUCCACUUCCUCACCCCUUUCUUCGAUUUCUUCUUCUACCUUCCCUCUCUCGCUUCUCCUUUGGUACAAUUCCUCCGGCGACGAUCUCUUUCUUCGGUCAUUUUUCUCGCCGGCGAACGCUUCUUUCCUCCGUUUUCCGCCGAGCUUGUUCGGAUUUGAAUAAUAUUUUCAAACCUCAAACGCAGCCAUGAAUCCUGAAUACGACUAUUUGUUCAAGCUUUUGCUGAUUGGAGAUUCUGGUGUGGGCAAGUCAUGUCUCCUACUGAGGUUUGCUGAUGACUCAUAUCUUGACAGCUAUAUCAGUACCAUUGGAGUUGACUUUAAAAUUCGCACUGUGGAACAAGAUGGAAAAACUAUUAAACUUCAAAUUUGGGACACUGCUGGUCAAGAACGUUUCCGUACUAUCACUAGCAGCUACUAUCGUGGGGCCCAUGGCAUUAUAGUUGUUUAUGAUGUCACUGACCAAGAUAGCUUCAACAAUGUUAAGCAGUGGCUGAAUGAAAUUGACCGUUAUGCAAGUGAGAAUGUUAACAAGCUUCUUGUGGGAAACAAGUGCGAUCUAACAGCUAAUAAAGUUGUGUCCUACGAGACGGCAAAGGCAUUUGCGGACGAAAUCAGGAUUCCUUUCAUGGAAACUAGUGCAAAAAAUGCAACCAAUGUGGAACAAGCUUUCAUGGCAAUGGCAGCUGAAAUUAAAAAUAGGUGCUAUACUUGCGGAAAUGUCUACAGCCAAUGAACAAUGCGAGGCCUCCAACAGUUCAAAUCCGAGGACAGCCAGUAAACCAGAAGUCCGGUUGCUGCUCGUCUUAGGGGAGCGGGUGAAACAUCGGUGGUCUUGGACGUUUAUGUGUCUCCAUGGCAUGUAAUCUAGUUCUUCACAUAAUGCUAUAAUGUCAACAUUGUUCAUGAUUUGCUUCUUACAUUGUUCAGCUCGUUGUUAAAACUUCCAUUCUUUUUCAAUGUAUUUGAUUUAAAGAACAUUUGUACAAAAUUAGGAAUAUCGGUGAAUAGCAGUAUUUGCCUUGUUCUUUGUCCAAUUCUCAUUUUACAUUAUGCAUACACCUUCACGUA
Arachis ipaensis is the source of this 1194-nucleotide messenger RNA. Lineage: Eukaryota; Viridiplantae; Streptophyta; Magnoliopsida; Fabales; Fabaceae. The record is from RefSeq and is a predicted model, not a curated record.